Messenger RNA from Diaporthe amygdali, 2511 nucleotides. Its product is annotated as small s protein. The coding region runs from base 1 to 2511 and encodes 836 amino acids. The record is from RefSeq and is a predicted model, not a curated record. The transcript has 3 exons. Lineage: Eukaryota; Fungi; Ascomycota; Sordariomycetes; Diaporthales; Diaporthaceae.
AUGGAUCCAAUCUCAGCGUUGAGUCUCGUGGCGAAUAUCUUUGCAGUUAUAAGUUUUACUGAUGAAGUCCUCUCGACUGCGGCGCAAAUCAAGGAACAGGGAAGCAUCGAGCGCCAUGGUGAGCUCUUUCUGCUUAGCAGAGAUCUGCAACAGACUGCUGGACGGCUGCGUACUUCGAUCGAGCAGCCUUCGAACGAGAAGCAGUCUCAGCAAAAUGCGGCAGACAAGGAGAUGGUCGAGCUUGCGUCCAAGGCGGUUGCGACAGCAUCGCAUGUGUCCGAGAUGAUGGACAAGAUUCGGCCCAAGGAUUUAGCCGUAUGUAACGUCAUCAAAAAGACAGCACUUACGCUUUGGAGGAAACGUGAAAUCGAGGAGGCAGAGCAGAGACUGAAGGGCCUUCGUGAUCAGCUCAACUUCCGGGUCGUGGUCAGUCUCAGGGACAGAUUGGACGCGCAGGCAACCUUGGGCAGUGAAACUUUUAUGGCCCUGGACACACAGACGAGGGAGAUCGCUGCCAAAUUCCUCGAGAGCCAGGUGGGCCUGGAUGCCAUUCUCUCUGCCCAGCUGGACAGCAAUGAACAAGCUGCGCGACGACAUAGGGAGAUCAUGGCGAGCCUGGGCAAAGGCGAGCCCGAGAGCCAAGACCCCAUCAUUUCAACCGAAUUCAGCUCGAAGAAACAGCUCUGGAACAUGGAUCGGGCAUUCCGAAGCUCGCUGUGGUAUCCGACGAUGGAGGAGCGAGAACAAGGAAUAUGGUCCCCUCACAAGGGCACUUUGGACUGGGUGUUCCAAAGCAGUCCGGCAGAGACUCAGGUGCCGUGGGAUGAUUUCAACAACUUUGUGACUGAGGGCUGCGGCACAUAUUGGAUCACCGGAAAGGCGGGCUCUGGGAAGAGCACUCUUAUGAAGCACAUCAACAUGCACCCAAAGCUGGACGAUGCUUUGACACGCUGGGCGGCAGGGCGGGAACUGUUCAAAGCCUCUUUCUAUUUCUACUAUCUCGGCACAGAGAUGCAGAAGUCGGGAAUUGGACUACUGCGGUCUCUAGUCCUUGCGUUGAUGAAGGCCUCCCACCCAAAGACGAAUGGCGUGUUCUGGCGGAACGAGGAACAGAGGUUCUUCACUCACCUUGGCUCUGGCGAUCUAGCGUUAUCCACGGAACGCGUCAAGAUUGCGUUCCCAGAGCGCUUCGAAUCAAUGCAAUUAUCAUCGGAACGGCCGACCUCGUUCGAGCCAAGCCGCAAUGAGCUGUUGAUGGCGCUGAACAGGAUUCUCCAGCAGCAACCCAACGCAUGCUUCUUUCUCUCGAUAGAUGGGCUCGACGAAUAUGACGCUGUGAGUACCGAAAUGAGCGACUUGGCUGGGAUUCUGAAGGCCAUCUGCCAGCGGGAUAAUGUCAAAGCGGUUAUCUCCAGCCGACCUUGGGCUGUAUUCGAGGACGCAUUCGCAGCAAGUCCACGUCUGCAGCUUCACCAGCUCACUCAUCAAGACAUUAGCUUCUACGUCAGCGACAAAAUGGAACAUGAUUUUAGAAUGCAAAGGCUUCUAAAAUCUCACCCAGAGGAGUCAAAAGCGCUGAUGGAAGAAGUCGUUGAAGCAUCGGCAGGUGUCUUCCUCUGGGUCCGUCUCGUCGUGCAGAGUCUGAUGGUAGGCCUCAUGAACAGAGAUGGCGUUGCUGACUUACAACGCCGCCUCCGUGAACUCCCAACUGACUUGGACGAGCUCUACCGGGUGAUGCUGAGACGGGUCCCAGAUUCGUAUCGGCCCCAGACCUCUCGACUGCUUGAACUUGCCUAUUAUGGGACUCGGGAUAGAUGGAAGCUGAGCGUCUUUGGACUACAUUACGCAUUCGAACUGGAUGAGGAAAAAGUCUUGGAGGUUCCAAUCGGACCUUUGCCAUCAGAAGAAUUGGCCGAAGUCACUGAAGAUAUGGAGAGAAUUCUUCAGAGUCGUUGCCUGGGUUUCGUGGAAGUGGUGCCCGUAGAUACGACAUGGCUGGCACAUGCGCUGACCCCAGCCCGGGAGAACAAUAGCCAACCAGACACUUGGUCUCAAUACAUCACGCACUGGAAGGAUGCAUCAUUCGAGCCAACCGUUGCAUUACUCAGCUCAGCAAUUCAUACACUGAAGAGGCUUCAAUUCGACAACUCGAUGGAGUCGGUUGGCAUAAUCAGAUCAAUGGCCCUCUAUGCAGGGUAUCGAGCUCUCGAAGCCGAGCAGCUGACGAAACGAGCCUCCCCAGGGCUGUUACUUGAGCUGGACCGGGUGAUGGGUAUCCACUUUAAAGACCUACUUGUGCAAGGUCGGUUGAACGACGGCAGCCUCGUAUCACGGCAUAAAUGGACUGCUGACGAGCCUCAUAUAUCUGUUGAUCCCGAGCUUGUCAAGUUCCUUCAGGGUUUGUCGCGGAAGGCGCUGUUUUCGAAGGAGCAUGUCCUGGGAAUGUGGUCAAAACGGAGGUCUAGAAAGAGGGAUGUGCUCAGGCAGCCUAUGAUCCCGUCAGGGCUGUAG